Cladophialophora yegresii CBS 114405 is the source of this 408-nucleotide messenger RNA. Its product is annotated as 60S ribosomal protein L27-B. Gene Ontology annotation, molecular function: structural constituent of ribosome. The transcript is spliced from 2 exons. The record is from RefSeq and is a predicted model, not a curated record. NCBI's taxonomy places the organism in Eukaryota, Fungi, Ascomycota, Eurotiomycetes, Chaetothyriales, Herpotrichiellaceae. Gene Ontology annotation, biological process: translation. Bases 1 to 408 code for a protein of 135 amino acids. Gene Ontology annotation, cellular component: cytosolic large ribosomal subunit; ribosome.
AUGAAGUUCCUCAAAGUGGGACGUGUAGCAAUCAUCACCAGAGGCAGAUAUGCCGGAAAGAAGGUUGUCAUAAUCCAGCCCGUCGACUCCGGCACAAAGCAGCACCCGUUCUCCUACGCUUUGGUCGCAGGCAUUGAGCGCUACCCCUCCAAAGUCACCCGUCGCAUGGGCAAGAAGCGAGUCGAGAAGCGAUCGAAAGUCAAGCCAUUCAUCAAGAUGGUCAACUACAACCACAUCAUGCCCACGCGCUAUACCCUCGAGCUGGAAGGACUGAAGAGUGUCAUUUCGAACGAUACUUUCAAGGAGGUUUCACAGAGGGAGGAUGCGAAGAAGAACGUGAAGAAGGCUUUGGAGGAGAGAUACUUGAGCGGCAAGAACAGAUGGUUCUUCACGCCUCUGAGAUUCUAG